Moesziomyces antarcticus is the source of this 3519-nucleotide messenger RNA. RefSeq lists its product as uncharacterized. Bases 1 to 3519 code for a protein of 1172 amino acids. The transcript has a single exon. Gene Ontology annotation, biological process: DNA-templated transcription; regulation of DNA-templated transcription. The record is from RefSeq and is a predicted model, not a curated record. Lineage: Eukaryota; Fungi; Basidiomycota; Ustilaginomycetes; Ustilaginales; Ustilaginaceae. Gene Ontology annotation, molecular function: DNA-binding transcription factor activity, RNA polymerase II-specific; zinc ion binding; DNA binding.
AUGUCCGACCACCAGCAUCCCGACCAGCCUCUCCAGGAGCUCGCCACCGCCGCCCAGCUCGACGAGGAACUCGAGCAGCAGCAGCAAAAGGAGCAGGAGCAGCGUCAGCAGCAGCUCCUCCAGCAGCAACAAGCUCAGCUCGAAGCACGUCGCCACGCAGAGACCCUCGCUGCCAACGCACAUGCCGCCAGUGCUUCCAACAACGUCCUCCUCCCCCUUGCCGGCGCUUCGACAUCCGACCACCUCUCCUCCAGCUCGCUCGGCGACGUAGACGCCGUCAUCGCCGCCGCCGUCAACGCUUCCAAACAGCAUGCUGAACAAGAAAGGCGACAGGAGGAGGAGCAGCGCGCCGCACAAGAGCAAGCCGACAAUGCCAUGGACGUCGGCACACCCCCACACGCCCAGCCACAACAUGCGCAGCCAAGUCAAGCACCUGACACGGCCACCUCGGCCGGCGCACACGCUCAAUCCGACAUCGAUCCGUCCGGCGCCAUCGCAGACUCUUCCAGGCCGCAUGCCCACGCCAGCGGCACCGAUGCACACAGAUCCAUGCACCACCCCGAAGAUGCAGACACCUCCAUGAUCACCGACGCCGGCUCGCCCGUCAAGCAAGACGCCGAUGCCUCCAUGAGCAUCACCGGCACGCCCAAGCCCAAGAAGGAGCGCGCCAAGCCCAAGCCGCGCUCCAAAUCAGCCACCAAGAUCACGCGUUUCCGCAAGAUCACCAGCUGCCUCCAGUGCAGAGAGAAGAAGCAGAAGUGCGAUCGCAUCAAGCCCAUCUGCACCAACUGUCGCGAAAACCCCACCGACGACCCCUGCCACUACGUCGACGACCGCAAGCGCCCCGGCUCGGACGAAGACGACUUUGCCGGCGACUCGUCAAUAGGCUCGCCCAUGGUGCGCAAGCGCAAGGAGCCCGAAGACGCCUUUGGAAGCACCAACGGCCGCAUCUUCAAACGCGCCGACUUCCCACGUCUCGACGACCGUCGCCAAGCCGUCAUGGUGCAGACCCGCCGCGAACAGGUCGAGAAGCUCGAGCUGGUCGGCAAGGACCGCUCGCGCGACUUCAACACGCGCGUCAACGCCGCUCGCGCCGCUGCCAUCGCAGGCGUCCUCUUCGAGAGCGCCAUCACCCUCCCCACCGCAGACGAGAUCUCGGCGCUGCUCUACACCUUCAAGACGCAGGUGGAGCCCUUUGUCAAUGUCGUCGUCAUCGACAUCAACAUCGCGCGCAUCCAGAGCUUCUUGCGAUGGUGGCACUCCAAGCCAACCACCAUGCCCGCCGAUCCGCCCCUCGUGCCUCUGCUCCUCGUGCUUCUCGCCCUCACGCUCCAGGUCAAGAGGAACUCGCCCGAACACGAAGGUCACAAUCUUCGCAACUUUGACCCCAUCCCGGGCGCCCAGUGCUCCGACGAGCGCACCCUGCUCAGCGUCGCUGGCCACUGCAUCGAUGCGCUCCAGAUCGCCUGUCCCUCGGCCUGGUCCAGUGCGUUCCAGGCUCCCAUCGAUCUCAUCAAGGCGUCGCUGCUGCGUGGCAUCUGGCACCUCAACGAGCUCAACUUGCAAUUCGCCGGCACCUGCUUUGCGCUCACCACCCGACUCGCCCAUGCUGCCGGUCUGCAUCGAGAUCCCGAGCACUGGUCUGGCAUGCGCAUCGAGGAGGCGCAGGCGCGCAGGAACCUCUGGUGGAACAUCGUGUUUUACGAAGUCGCACACGCUCAUCGCAUCGGACAGCCUCCCUGUCUCACGCACGAGGGUUUCGACACCCGGUAUCCCGACGACUACGACGCCCUCUACGCCAUGUACGAGCGAGCCGGCCUGGCUGAUCCCGACCCGAGCCGCAUCAUCUUGCCGCCCGGUGCCACCGCCUUGGUGCCGCGCGUGCCGAGCCAGGCCAACUUCGACUAUCACUGGUCGCGAUUCCGCAUCUACCACAUCUUCCUGCGCCAGAGCCAACAGCUCUUCCGCUUCGGCAUCUCGUCGCCUCCGGACCCGAACCUCAACGACGAGUACGCAAAAUGGCGCGAGAAUCUGCCCGACAAGCUCAAGCAGCACUUUGAACGACGCUCCAAGGGCUCGGUCCGUCCGAGCGACGAGCUGUUGGCGCAGGUGGCUGCACAGUCGUUCGACAAGGGCGUGUACGAUCCCAAGAUCACCGAGGAGCUGCAGGACUAUCAGCAGGCAUACAGCCUCGAGUUCAUCUACAACCAGUGCAUGAUCACGCUGCACCGCCCGUACAUCGACGAGCAGGGCGCGUGGAAGCCGCCCGAGUCGGUGCAGAAGUCGCUGGAGGUGUGUCUGCAGUCGGCCGAGGCGCUCAUCAGCACGGUCGAGGACGUGCUGGCGGUCAAGCCCGCCAACAGCAUGUACAACCAGUGCGCGUACUUUGCCUUCAACGCCGGCCUCAUCCUCGCCAUCCACUGCAAGCUCGACCCAAGCUCGCAGGUGCACCGCCCGCACAUUGAGAAGGCGCUGCACCUGCUCGACGAGCUCUCGAGCAUGCUCCGGCUCACCAACGUCGCCGAGCAGGCGGGCAGGUACAGCUCCACGCUCAAGCAGAUGCUGCAUGGCAUCGGAGGCGACAUUGCGAGCCUGGCGACGAGCAAGCCGGAUGGCUCGGCGGCUGCGGCGGGCACGGGUGCCAACGGCGAAAGCAUCGCCGAUGCCAAGAGCGCCGAUGGUGCACGCGCGUCGGGCAUCAUGGGAGCGAUCGAUCCGUCGCUAGGCGAGUCGGAAGCCAAGGACAGCAACGACGACAGCGCUCGCACGGACGUGGAUGGCGGACCGGAUCGAAUCCCUGCGUUUUUGCUGCCAUUUGUGGGACUUCCCACCGACCCGCACAACCUGGGUCCGCAGACGGGCAACUCGUACUGGAACGAGGCGCUGCUCGACCGGCCGUUGGUGGGUGUGCCCGUCGCAUAUCCUGUGGGCUUUGGACAGGGCAUUCUGAACCACAGCGAGCAGCACAACGGCAGCGCCUGGGCUACGGAGCAGCAGCAGGGCGAGGUCGAGAGUGGCGGUGCGAGCGGGCUGCCGACUGGCGCGGAGGCUCAUUCGCAGGCGCAUGAGGCGACAGACGCUGGUGCUGGAACAUCGGGUGUCGAGGGUGGCGAGGUGGGCGAGUCGUCGGAAGCGUACAACCUGUACGAGCUGCUUGGCGGACGCGAGCUGGGGACCGAGAUGCCGGAUCGACCCAUGUCGUUCUCGCAGCACUACAACCACCAAAACCCGGGACGUGGCGAUCAGGCUUCGUCGGCAUCCUACCGCACGUAUGUGCAGAACUCGCUGGCGCGCACGUACGAGCAGCAGCAAGCCAAGGCCGGCACGGACAAGGCCGAAAACGGUCUGGCCGACGCCAUGCCGAGCGAAAGUGCGCUCAACGCCGUAGCCGCAGCAGCUGCAGCCGCCGCCGAGGCAGAGGGCAAAGAGGCUCUCGACCCUGCAGCCCAGGGUAACAAUCUGGCAGGCAUGUGGUAUGCCUGGGAGAACUUCUCCCAGAUGCUCAACAACCGCCAGUAA